Dendronephthya gigantea is the source of this 921-nucleotide messenger RNA. RefSeq names its product ankyrin repeat domain-containing protein 7-like. Gene Ontology annotation, molecular function: protein binding. The coding region runs from base 226 to 843 and encodes 205 amino acids. The transcript is spliced from 2 exons. The record is from RefSeq and is a predicted model, not a curated record. Lineage: Eukaryota; Metazoa; Cnidaria; Anthozoa; Malacalcyonacea; Nephtheidae.
GGGAGACGAGACACAGUAUGCAGAAAUCUGAUUUUCAAAGUAUUUUUCUCGAACGUCCUAUAAAAUAUAAACAAAUUAAAUAUAAGGACGAAUGUAUAAGAAGACGCAAAUGAGCUGGCCAACAACGACGAUGGAAUGCGGCUCUUUGAAUUAAUACAAGGGUCCAGUUGAAGCGUUACGUAUUCAGUUGUUCCAGUUAAGUUUGUGAUUACUCCUUGGCAAGUGAUGGGUUCAAAGAGUCGUUCUUAUCGUCAUUCUUUUUACGGCACUGCUUUAGCAGAUGAAACGAGAAUUGAGAAGAGGUAUCACCAAGUACGCCGGCGUCGUCUUUCCGCUUUUCAGGAAGUUGAUCCGAAACAAAAUGAUGGAACUAGCGCGUGCUUAACAUGCCGGACACUCUCUUGCUCUCAGACUCAGAGAAAUCGAAGUAAUUCCUUACCUGAUGCAAUCACCAUAAACAGUCUGAUAACAAAGAUGGAAAAUGAUACGGCUGCGUCAAUUAACCUAGUGCGACCACGAAGUGUAUCAUUUGAUCCAACAGCUAAACUUUAUACUGCAGCUGCUGAAAAUGACAUCACAGAAUUAAAAGCUAUUUUAGAUUCUGGCAAAGCUGAUCCAAAUAUUUUGUAUCUUUCUGGAGUUACUCCACUGCAUAUGGCUGCUGCUGAAGGACAUUUGGACGCAAUUGAAUUGCUUGUACAGUACGGUGCUAAUAUUAACAUACAAGGUGCUGAAGGAUUUUCGCCAUUGGAGUUUGCAUUACGCGGAGGGCAUUUUGAUUGCGCAUCUUUCUUGAUUAAAGUUGGAGCUGAAACCAAGAAAAUCGUUCAUGGUUUAAAUUAAUACAAUCUACAUGAUUGUAAGCGUAUUGUAAAUACCCUGGUAGUAGUGCUAUACAAUGUCAAUAUGUAUAUGCCUCAU